Molecule: messenger RNA, 1420 nt
Organism: Mycotypha africana
Lineage: Eukaryota; Fungi; Mucoromycota; Mucoromycetes; Mucorales; Mycotyphaceae
Exons: 3
Coding region: 106-1236 (376 amino acids)
Biological process (GO): cellular response to glucose starvation; protein catabolic process in the vacuole
Source: RefSeq, a predicted model, not a curated record
UUCUUCCCUCCCAUUCCUUUUUCCUCUUUUUUAUUUUCUUCUUUUUGGUUUUUAUUCGUAGCUUCAGUGCAUUCCUUACACAAAUAUUUUUUGACUUAUUAACACAUGAAAGCCUGUAUAUGCAUUGACUAUUUAUCUCAUGAAUGGACCACCAACGACUUGCUUGAAACCUUCAAAGGCCUUAAUAAACAGUGCUCAAAAACGAAAUUUUCCUUAGCUACCAAGGAUCUAUCUUGUCGACAAAGAAGAAAGUUAAAUGUGGAACGUAAUAAGCAACUUCGGUACCAAAAUGCUGUAUGGAGACAAAUGGCAAGAUACUGCACAAAGAGACUUGGUUAUUCGAACUCGAUGGUAUCGCCUUCCUCAGUCAAUUGGCAAAAGGAAUCUGACAUUACAUGGUUAUACGGUCCCUUAUACAUCACAACUCAUACUAAUACAGCAGAACCACAUGAGCCAUCAUCUGACGAUAUCCGAAAACUCACAUCCUCAUCGAAAGCUUCCUCUUACAAUAAUAACCUCCACAGCACCACAAAAGUAAAAUCAAUAUUGAAAAGGAAUAGAUUAUCUACUUCUAUCUAUAGAUAUGGUAGUGACAAGUCACCCUUUGAGCGUGUAGACUAUUGGAAUCACCGGUAUUGGUCGAAGUGUGCCUCUGAUACAGGCAAACAAUCCACUGUUCGAUUUAGCUCUGAAAUUAUAGAGAUCAGUUACUUGCCAGAGAAUCCUGUCGAUAAAUCGCUCAAUGAACACUACAGUUAUGAAUAUCGUACCUACGAUAAUGAUGACAAUGAAAAUGAGAAUUAUAGUAGUGGAGACGGAAACGAUGACGAUGACGAUGAUAGUGAUGAUGAAGAGUUUUGGAAACUGAUGGUUUUAGUAGGUCAAUAUGUCAAGGAAAGAAUUGCACAGCAACAAUCCACAGCCAGGAUCAAGAAUUACUUGCUUGUUCAAUGUUGCAUUUCCUUGCUCUCAGCCACUACUUGGCUUAUGUACCAAGCAUGUUAUUACUUAAUGUUCAAAAGCCUACAGGUAGUGCACCAAGCAGCUAAAACAACAUUGAAAAUGAGCAAGCAGAAGGCAAUAAUAAUAAAGGCUACUACAAAACCAACUUCUGCUGUAUCAACAAGCACCAUUAAACGAAACUACACUACAAUAAGACGUCAAAGCAAUACUACCGAUCAUAAUACUUAUAACAAUAAUAGGACUAAAAAGAUAACAAGUUUCAAAGAGCAGUAAUAAAUGAACAACAAACCCAAGCUAAAUACAGCUAUAUGCAAAAUGCAUGCUUCGUGGUUCUGUCAGAGUAUCAAGUCUUUACCAUCAAACAUCGUAUUAGAAGGAAGGAAUGCCUUUAAGUAAAAAAAAAAACAAAAAAACAAAAACCGAAUGACAGAAAUCUGCCAGUUGAGUGACAUCAAAG